Molecule: messenger RNA, 2216 nt
Organism: Carcharodon carcharias (great white shark)
Lineage: Eukaryota; Metazoa; Chordata; Chondrichthyes; Lamniformes; Lamnidae
Product: scavenger receptor cysteine-rich type 1 protein M160-like
Exons: 11
Cellular component (GO): membrane
Source: RefSeq, a predicted model, not a curated record
GGUUUCUUCUUGUAGAUGAAAGCUGGUCACUGAGAUUGACGAAUGGGGGAAGCCGCUGUGAUGGUCGGGUGGAAAUUUACCACAACGGUCGCUGGGGCAGAGUACAGGACAGCCUCUGGGACCUCAGUGAUGCUACCGUGGUCUGCAAGCAACUAGGAUGUGGUGUCGCAAUUGCCGCUUAUACCUUUGCAAAUUAUGGAGAGAGUGAAGGGCCUGUGUGGGUGAAUGAUGUCCAGUGUGGAGGAAACGAAUCGCAUCUCCGCAACUGCAGCUCAUUUGCAAUGAACUCUUCUCUCAAUGAAAGUGUCGGCGUCGGGGUUCUGUGUUCAGAGCACAAACAGUUAAGGCUGUCAGACGGUGGAAGCCCAUGUGCAGGCCGAGUAGAGAUUUAUUACAACGGGACCUGGGGCUCAGUUUGUGAUGAUUCCUGGGAUCUGACAGACGCUGGCGUAGUUUGCAAACAGCUGCAUUGUGGAAAGGCAUUGGACGUGACACUUCCUGCCUCUUGCGGACCAGGCUCAGGUCCAGUUUGGCUGGAAGGCUUGGAGUGUUCAGGGGAGGAAUCAUAUCUCUGGCAAUGUCCGUCUGAAUAUUGGGGUGCCCACGACUGUUCUCAUAAAGAAGAUGUGAAGAUCAUGUGCUCAGAGCACAAGGAGCUGCGGCUGGUGAAUGCAAAUCUUCGCUGUGAGGGGAGAAUUGAAGUGUUCUACAAUGGUACCUGGGGAACAGUGUGCUCGGAAACACUGGAUCGCCAAGAUGCUGAGGUGAUCUGUAAACAGUUACAGUGCGGCCCUCUCGCUUCUAUUGAGUAUAGCUCUAGGACAUUCGGAGAAGGUUCAGGACGGAUUUGGCUCGAUGAAAUAGAAUGUAUUUCACACGAGUCGACCAUUUGGCAGUGUCAGACAGACCCGUGGGGACAACACAACUGUAAUCACAGAGAAGAUGCAGGAGUUUCAUGUUCAGAAAGAAAGAUAACGAAGGGCCAGCCCAAAAGUGAAAAGGAUUGUGGUCGAGAAUCAGAUUCAGAUGUAGGUUUGCGCCUGAUUGGAGGUAACACCAACUGCUCCGGGCGAGUGGAGAUAAUGUGCAAAAACAACUGGAGCACAGUGUGUGAUGACUCUUGGGAUAUGGCCGAUGCCAAUGUUGUCUGCAGACAGCUGCAUUGUGGCUCUGCUCUAUUGGCCACAGGAGGGGCUGCAUUUGGACAGGGUGAAGGUGACAUGUGGUUUGAUGAGGUGAGGUGUACCGGAAGCGAAUCCUUUCUCUCUGAUUGUCCUUCCUUAGCAUCUGCUCAAUCUGACUGUGAUCACAAGGAGGACGCCAGUGUGAUUUGUUCCGGUCCAGAAUUGUCAUCGGCUGCUUUUCCGUCCACACCCGCAGAACAUGAAGACAAUAUCACUUCCAUCCCUCUUGUGAUUGGUAUAACAAUCAGUAUCCUGUUGAUCUGUGAGUUCAUCGCACUAAUUGUGGUAAUGCGGAAGCAAUCAUCAAGGAAAGGUUUUGCCACUGGCAUUUGGGGUUCACCAAUUGAUUUGUACCAAGCAAUUUACGAAGAAAUUGAAAAUAUACCACCUGUCAAGGAUCCAGCUCUGACCCAUGGCUCAGUUUCUGCUUCCAUUGUUUCGCUCAAUGAGAUCGAAUAUUACACCAGCCACACAUUGGAUUUCAAAAGUCUUGGAUCGCCAAAUCCUGACGAGAAUUCAUCCAGUAUUCAGGCUCUCCGUGAUUACGACGAUGUUGAGACUACAGACAAUGAUCCUAAGGGCGAUGACUUGCUGCUGGACCGUGUUCAUGGUGAUUUCGUCACACGGGAAAGUGCCGGCGGUGAUAUGUGAACUCUGGGUAAAAUACAUCGAUAAAAUGAGGAUCCGACGCCCCACGCAUGUGACUAACUGUGUAAUAUCUGAGGGAACGCCCUUAAGUUUUUAAUAAAUAUAUCCAUCUGGAAGAUGCUUAACUUUCCGACAUGAAAAAGCUUUGAGAAAAAAAAAAAGCAAACAUUACCUUGUGUGGAGACAUCUAGAUUCGUUUCUUAAAUCUAUAAAUUAUCUUAAAAAGUAUGAAUACUGUCUAAUCAGAAUUGUAGGACAAAGGUUUUUUUUCGUGCAUUUUCAUGUAUGUAAUAAAACUGUACCACACCCCGCUGUAUCGACAAUACAACCCAUCAAGAGAAUUGAAGAACCGAUGACUAUCAUUAAAAGUUAUUUUCAGCUCCA